UGGAAAAAUAUCGCCAUGCUUGCAUAAUUUGGCCGGCCAAAAAGGAGUUAUAUCAUACCCUGGAUUCAAAACAAACGGAAGAAAUCUGAAACUCUUUACAGAGAACCGAAACAUGAACGGUGCAUGUCUUCUCUAUGGAAGAAUACCCCACGCGAAAGAUUUAACGAUUGAUAUAGCGCCAAGGCAAAAGAGUUGGAUGUCCAUUGGUGGUAAGAAAUACAGGAAGAGCUCUUGGAACAACUUUGUCGCUAUUUACGGGGAAACAGAUGAUAUACAAUACACAACUAAAUAUUCCUAUAAUGAACAUCUGCAAGAUCUAAAAAAUGGGACAAUUCGGAUUAUUUUACCUGGAUAUGAAUUCACAUUUUUCAGAAUUGUCUUUCCUGAAAAUAAAUCAGCAUUCACGCUGAAGUAUUCCACGAAGAAAAGCGUUCGAUGUAAACGUCUCGAUGCUACAGUUGUGGAUAUUGUGUCAUGCACCAAUGCGAAUAAAAUUAACUCCAAAUGCAAAGUGAAAUGCACUAAAGGAUUCGCUCCUUCUCCUUAUUUAUAUCAAAACGAUGUAAAUUUUCCGAAGUCAGAAUCUGUACUCCCUUACAUGAUGACAAAAUGCAAAGGAAAUGGCUUUAAUCCUCCAUCCUGGGAUCAUGAUAUCACGAUUGCUGAUUUUGAACCGUUCUUUGCUGAGGAUAUGAUUAAUCCGAUCAUUCUUCCUGUCGAUUCUUUUUUUCCAUCAGACGUAACUGCCAAUAACAUCAAGAAUAAUAGGUCCGAUAUACCCGGGUGGAUGGAUGUUCUUGAAUUCGACACCGAAAACCCAGCGCUUCCUGAAUUAAAUAUUCCAGAUCGUCAUAAAUGUGUUGAUCUUAAAAUUGUUGCAGACAUCUGUUUUCAUAAUGCCUGGAUAGUCGAUAUGUUUUUGGGACAUAUUUCCGCCUGUAAUUAUCCUGUCGAUUAUCUUCUUGAAUUGUUUGGAGAAAAUCAAGGAGAAGGAAUUGAUCCAGAUACUUUGCCGACUCCAGCUCCAAAAACAUUUAACGAAAAACUACAAGAACUUGACCAGAAUGAAAAAGCAGCGUUUUUAUUCAAACUAUCAGAGUUUGAUCCAACGUGGAUUGAUAUAAAAUGUUGGAAAAAUUUAACGGAAACGUUACUUCAACAACUCAAAAGACAAACAAGAAACGUUAAAUCUCGUGAAAUAACAAACGCUGUUAAUCAGCUUUGGGGAAGCUAUUUGCAAUACUUGUACGAGGAAUGUGAUUUAGGAGUACUAUUGCAAACAGCUGGCAAAUCCAAUUGCUUGACAGACUCACGCUUAUGUGGAUGGAGUAAAGCAAAAAAUGACUACCUUUACUCGUGUGCUGAUUUUUCGACUGCGAAACGCAAAUUUGAAUGUUUGGGCUGCAGAAAUCCAAAACCGGGAACGUGUACGCGUACGAAGUCAUUGUAAACAAACAUUACAAUACUAUGUAAACAAAAUGGACGAAGAAAAAGAACCUAAUUGCUUACAGAGAGCUGGCAUUUUAUUUACCACUGGACCUAUUUUUUCCAUAAAUUGACGUUUGUAUAUAAAAAUGAUCACUAAUAGCCUAUAACCCCAAUUACAAAUUUAUGUGUAACCAUGGUGUAACAGUAUGUAAGAUAAUGUUUAUGACGUCAUUAUUAAUGCUCAAUUGUGUUGCUUGAUGUCACUGUUGAGCUCCCUCUUUUGCUGUACUGCAUGCUGCCUAGUGCUAUGAAU
Messenger RNA from Styela clava, 1741 nucleotides. NCBI's taxonomy places the organism in Eukaryota, Metazoa, Chordata, Ascidiacea, Stolidobranchia, Styelidae. The record is from RefSeq and is a predicted model, not a curated record.